Xiphophorus hellerii (green swordtail) is the source of this 1326-nucleotide messenger RNA. RefSeq names its product receptor accessory protein 6 (gene reep6). The record is from RefSeq and is a predicted model, not a curated record. NCBI's taxonomy places the organism in Eukaryota, Metazoa, Chordata, Actinopteri, Cyprinodontiformes, Poeciliidae. Bases 86 to 772 code for a protein of 228 amino acids. The transcript has 7 exons.
GAGCUUUACCUCUUGAUUAAAUCAGAUUGCUUCUGUCAGAGGAUUAUCUCUCCGCUUUCGGCCGCCUCCAGGUCACUGAGGAAUAAUGGGGCUGUGGAACGUCUUCGCUUCCAUCAAGGACCGAGCAGAAAAGUUUCUCAACGAGAAGAACGUGGUGACGGAUGUUCUGGGGAAGCUGGAGGAGAAGACGGGAAUCAAGAAGAAGGUCAUCGCCCUCGGCGCCGUCUCGCUGACUGGACUUUACCUGAUUUAUGGAUAUGGAGCUUCGCUGCUCUGCAACCUGAUCGGCUUCGUCUAUCCGGCUUAUUAUUCAAUCAAAGCCAUCGAAAGUCCCUGCAAAGAAGACGACACAAAAUGGCUGACCUACUGGGUGGUGUACGGCGUCUUCAGCCUGGGCGAGUUCUUCUCCGACAUUUUCCUUUACUGGUUCCCGUUUUACUACGCAUUUAAGUGUUUGUUCCUGUUGUGGUGCAUGGCUCCGAUAUCGUGGAAUGGCUCCCAGAUCAUUUACAACAAAGUGGUUCGGCCCGUCUUCCUCCGGCAUGAGGCCACGGUGGACAACAUGGUGAGCGACCUGAGCGGGAAGGCCAUGAGCGCCGCCGAGAACCUCACCAGAGAAGUUCUAUCCACUCUGGUGAAGAACAAAACUCUGGUGACACCAAUGCCGCCGGUCGCCCCGCCUGAACCGAAGACUUUACCAAGUUUAACCGGAGAAACGUCCAACGCUAAAGUUGCUCCGAGCGAAGAAGAACGAAGGCCUUUUCUUGGGUGAGCAGAUUGUUGUUCAGAUAGCAGCAGAGGAAGAGGAAGAUGCUCCGCGAGGAAGAGGAGCAGAGAUGUUUUUAUCCUGAAUGAUCCAAACAGAAAGUGCUCCUUAUGUCACAGAGACUCGGUUAUAAGGCCAUAUUUUUGUAGAACGGUGAUGAAUUUAAUCUGAAUUUAUGAUUUGGAGAUCAUUUAUUGUCUUUAGAAAAUCAGACAGAUACUGGAAGCUGCUGUCUGAUCUACGAGCUAAAUGUCAAAACAAAUUCAGGAAAAAAAUAAAAAAUAAAAUCCUAUGACUGGAGGUUCUAACAGUUCAGAUUAGAGAACUGAAUCUACAAAAAUGAACCAGUUCACUUUGAAUUUCUGUUUCUUAUUUGCCUCUGAAAUGCUGUCAAUUUAUUUGACACUUUUUCUGCUUUUAUUUUACUAUAAGUCAGACCACAGAGGCAUCCAGGACCUUUUUACUGAAAAACAAACUUUGGCUCAUCCAUUCAUUGAACUCUGUUAGUUUACUUUUGAAGAAAGUAAAAAUUUCUGGGAAUAAACUAAAAACUUUUUCUA